UCUCUCUCUCUCUCUCUCUCUUUGUGUUUGAGUGAUGGAAACCCAGAGGAACACCACGACACUGAAAGUGCUCGAGAACUGCCGACUCGCUCCACCGCCCGCCUCAGUCCCACGAACCGCUCACCGACUCACCUUCUUCGAUGCGAUGUGGCUGGAGGUCCCACCAGUCCAACGCCUCUUCUUCUAUCAUUUCUCCAAUCCCACCACCACCACUCUCCUCUCCAACCUCAAGCGCUCUCUCUCCCUCACCCUCCAGAUCUUCUACCCCCUCGCCGGAAAUCUCACCUAUUCUCCCGAAACCGACCACCACGAGAUCCUCUACACCGACGGUGACUCAGUCAAGCUCACCAUCGCCGAAUCCAACUCCGACUUCGACCAUCUGAUUGGAUCCCACCCCCGAGACGUAACGGAUUUCCAUCGUCUCGCCCCUCACCUGCCUGGUUACGACUCGCUCCCCGCGCCCGUCCUCGCCUUGCAGGUUACUCUCUUCCCCAACUCGGGCUUCUGCAUCGGCAUCUCCGUUCACCACGCGGCAGCUGAUGGUUCGACCUCGAUGCACUUCAUGAAAUCCUGGGCGUCGUUUUGUAGAUCCGGAGACGCUGCAUCGAUCAAGCCGCUCCCUAUCUACGAUAGGACCCAAACCAGCGGCCUGGAUUGGAUCACGAAAAACCACUUCCGCGAGAUGGAGAAAGUAAAAGCCAGGGAAAGUUUCGACGUAGUCGGCGUGACAAGCAAGCCCCACGUGGUCCGAACCACAUUCGUUCUCAGUCGCGCCAGCAUCGAGCGUCUCAGGGACUGGGUCUCGUCCCGACUAGUCGAGGGGAGCGAGAAAGAUUCCCGCGUGUCAUCGUUCGUGCUAACGGUCGCAUACGUGUGGGUGUGUCUCAUCAAGGCGCGUGGACCCGUGGAUUCUGAGAAGAUGGCCCACUUAGUCUUCGCUGUGGAUUGUCGGGCUCGGAUGGACCCGCCGCUGCCGGUCGCGUAUUUCGGGAACUGUAUCGGCUCGUGCUACGUGCAUGCGAAGGUAAGCGACAUGAGUCGGGAGGAUGGGGUGGUUGUUGCGGCUGAGUCGAUUGGGAGAGCGAUUCGUGCGUUGGGAGGAGAUGGGCUUUUGAGAGGCGCGGAGGGCUGGAUCCGGAAGUUCAUGGAGUUGGCUAGCGAUCGGAUAUUCUCGGUGGCUGGGUCGCCCCGGUUGCGUGUCUACGAUACCGAUUUCGGAUGGGGGAAGCCUAAAAAGGUAGAAGUUCUUUCAAUAGAAGGGACGGGAGCCAUGUCUCUUGCCGAGAGCAGAGAUGAAGAAGGUGGGAUUGAGAUUGGUCUGGCACUCCCCGAUUUAGAAAUGAACGGUUUCGAUUCUCUGUUCAAGGAGGGUCUGAAAAGUCUUGCUUGAGUUUCAACUGCCCAUCACCUUGUUGACAGGUGAAAGUGCUUUUUUGCUUAUUACUUCGCUAAUAAAAUCGAUCUUAGCACAGUAGUCGUUAAAAACUUCUUAGGGCGCACCUUAAUGGUCAAUCACCACUGGUUCCCGUGGAAUGGUCUGCCGUCUUUUUUCUUUUUCUUUUUUCCAUCAUGACCUAAGAUGAUAAGGAAAAAUAAAUGAACAACGUAGAUAUUGAAUCCUCA
Magnolia sinica is the source of this 1623-nucleotide messenger RNA. RefSeq names its product coumaroyl-CoA:anthocyanidin 3-O-glucoside-6''-O-coumaroyltransferase 1-like. The record is from RefSeq and is a predicted model, not a curated record. The transcript has a single exon. Bases 35 to 1390 code for a protein of 451 amino acids. Lineage: Eukaryota; Viridiplantae; Streptophyta; Magnoliopsida; Magnoliales; Magnoliaceae.